AUGGACGAUCAGUUUGACAGUAUAAUGAAUCGAAUCCGCGCCCGGCAGACAGAGUUGACGGGCGAGGAGGCGAAAGAGAAUGUAGUUCAGUCGAGGAAGCCGGUGCUGAAGCAGGAAGAUCCGGCACCCCCCGCAAAAGUGUUCGGUCUCUCCUCAAAUGCAUCCGAAAAGUCUCCAGUUAAUUUCCGACAACCCGCACCCAAGGAAUCCACUCCAAACUGUUCAUCAACGUUUCACGACACUGAAAACUCUGAAAAUCAAUCGUCAACCACGAAAAAGCCGUCGAGAUUCUCAAUGUUGGCUCAAGAGAUUGAUGACUACGAAUACGACUAUCAGAGUCAAUACAACAAGCCAAAAGAGGCGUUUAUGAAGGGAAGAUCACCGAGAAUGUCGAUUGGAGAGACACGAUCAUCUGUAUUGAAUACACCAGCUGGCGCUGCUUCGUUAAGAAGUCCAAAUAUCGCUCAAUCGUCGAAAAGUGCUCCGGAAGUGUCGAAAAAUGGACCCGAAAUCGCCCUGGGCCGUUCGGAUUUCGAAGCUCGCCGCAUAAAAUUCGCUCAACCAAUAGUAAAUGUCAAUUACCUUCCCAACGAGUCGUCCAUCUUCUCCGGCGGCUCAUCAGUCAACGAUAUGUCGACAGUUCUCGGUGGUUCUGCUGAAAUGAUGAAUGUGACGACGUCCUCGUUGAGUUGUGGAGAGUUGUCAAUGAAUCAACAUAUUACUCACGAGAAUACUGUAAUUAAUGCUCAAUCUUGUGAUAAUCGAGAGGCGAUUCUACAGGGACGGCUCGCGGAGCAGAACGACGAGUACGGAGCACACACUUUUAUGAGAAAGAAAGUACAAGCUCCGCCCACAUCGACCACCGCAGCCACGUCAUCAUCUACCGUAUCCACAUCCACGUCGACGACGACGACAUCUACAGUACCUCUCUCACGACCCACCAACAUUCACACACUCGUCUCGUCGCCUAAACCGUUUUCGAAAGACGCAAUUGGGCGGAGCAUGUUCUCACCUGUUCACUUUACCCCCAAAAGUACAUCAUCACCGAAGACUCAACAAGCCCCGCCCCCAACCGAAUCUGUAAUGUCACCAUCGAAAUCGGCGGCUCUCGAGGGGUCGGUGGCGACGACGAGACGGUUGCAAUUCGAGGAGAAACUAAAAAAUAGUGGUGCUAACUAUACUGCUCCUGUCCCUACACCUCGUCACGUGGCGCCUGUAUCUGCCCCUAUCUUGAAUACUCCACACUAUCAUCACGCUCCUCAACAAAAGAAGAAUCUUUUCUCCCAACCGCCCAUCUCAUAUACUCCUCUUACUACUCCUCCUAUUCAACAACCACUCGUCGCCACAGCUCCCCUUCCCGUUCAAACUCAAUGGAGAGGACAAGCGAACACUCCGGUUGUACAGGGAGCACGUGCCGAUGAGAAGACGGCUGGAACAGUUCCACUUGUUGGAGCCUCAGUUGGAAAGUUGAAGAAUCUGAAGUCUCGAUGGGAGUUCUCAUCGGCGACGGGCACCCCGAUACAUCCGGAUGCGACGGAGGACUCGCUCAUUGCCACUGCGAUCAAGAUGAAGGAGACGGCGAUUCCGACACGGAUUGGAUUCCGGCCGGCGGGGAGAAAAGGACCGUCUGCAUCGUCGAUUCACUCACAGAAUCAGGCGGAGAAUAGGAAUUAUGAUGGGUAUCAGGAGGAGGAGGAUGACGACGAUGAUGAUGUGUUUGUGGAGGAAGAUUCGGUGUCUGGCGAUAAUGUGGCGACUGGAGAUGUUGCAGACACCUCGAAGUUCAUUGAUCAUGCAUUCGGAUUCAUUGAGGGACCUGGGACAGACACUCCGUCUCCUUAUAGAGAUGCUCCAUUGGCUUCUCAUGAUAAUUCGAUGAUGUCACCACUGAAGACGUUGAGACAAAAAGCUGAAAUUAUUGAGGAAGAAGAGGUGGAGUCUUCUGAGCCAGAAGAGGAAGAAGAAGAAGAGCCUCCGGUUGAAGAGGAUUCAGAAGAAGACGUGACGGAAGUACCGAAUCCACGUAGAUACGAAGAACAGCAGAAGAAGGAGGAGCCGCCAGUGUACCGACAGAAUGAUUCUCAACUCGCCUAUUCUGUCUCAUUCUAUCGGAAGAUACAAAGAGAUCGUGUCGGCGAGUCAUCUGGAGCACAACCACUCUCAUCUGUAUCUCCGUCAGCCCCCGUCGCAUCACUGACGUCUCCACAAAAGUUGAGACAGUUGACGUCUUCUAACGGACAAAACGGAAACUUCUCAUCGCCUGGACGCUUCGUCGAAACCGUUAAAGGAGCGAUGGAACGUCUUCAAGGUGCGAUGAAAAUCGAGGAUAAACUCGUUACGCAAUCGCAGAGAGCACUGGCUCGUGCCCGAGAAGAACCCAGUUUCCGUGGGUCUCGAGAGGAAUUCGAAGCUCAGAGAGCGUAUUUGGUGCACAUGGAAAAGUACCGAGCGAUGGCGAUUGAGAUGAGACGAAUCGAGCAUGAAGGAGUUAAGAUAAUCGACGGUCCGCGAGGCACUGUGUCAAUCACUCAACUCACUGUUAACAUUGAUCGGAACUUUGUCGCCCAACACAUCGCCUCGGCCAAGAAGUCAGAAGACGUCUUCUAUUUCAUAGCGAUACUCAAGUACGGUGAACAAGUCGACGUCUCCAAGAUGGUCACCUCCGACGGUGGACUCAAUCGACGUGGCACUCUCGACUUCCCGACUCCUCUGAAACUCACUGCAAUUCCGUCGGAUUUCCGUGCUUCCGUCGAGAUUUAUGGACAACAAUCGAUGCGGGAAUCGACGACUCACGAGGACAAAUUCAAGCUGAAAAGUUCGACGUUGAAGCCGAAGAGUCGUGGUACGUUCCUUGGUGGUGGAAGCACUUCCUCGGCAGCCGCCGCUGCUGCAGCAGUUUCAGCGAAUCAAAGUCUCUACGCCGCUCCUCCAAUCGGCAACUCGACGAACGCCAUCACCAACGAUAACGUGACGAAUUUCCAACUACUCGGCGAGUUCUCGUUUGACAUCACGUGCCCCGGAAAAUAUGUGUACAAACUGUCAAAUACGGUCUACCCGAUUGCCGGAGAGGUUCAAAUGAAGGUAAAGAAGCACGCGGUCGACGGAGCGGACAUUCUCUUCCGUGGAUUCCUUUCGAUGUAUCAACGAACGAACGAGGGACUUGGAUCGUGGACACGAUACUGGUGUGUACUCGAGAACGGGGAGAUGAAAUUCUGGAGGCAGCCGGAGGAUGAGGGAACCAAGGGUUACCUAGUCCUGAUGGAUCUGAGUACGUGUUGCCGGUCGGAAGGUGCUUCGACAGUCAACGACAUCUGCCCAUUCCCCAAUAGUUUCCAUAUCGACGUGUGGGCGCCGAAAGACGAUCCAGAAGAGCCACGUGGAAUAAUGCAAUUGAGAGUGAUGCUUGCCGCCGACACGACCCAGGACCUCCAGAAGUGGCUAUCCGUCAUUAAUUCGACAUCGAGACAGUUGUGCACGUGGAGAAAUCCAAUUCAGUAG
Caenorhabditis remanei is the source of this 3498-nucleotide messenger RNA. RefSeq lists its product as uncharacterized. Gene Ontology annotation, biological process: mitotic cytokinesis; septin ring organization; actomyosin contractile ring assembly. Gene Ontology annotation, cellular component: actomyosin contractile ring. The transcript is spliced from 9 exons. The coding region runs from base 1 to 3498 and encodes 1165 amino acids. Lineage: Eukaryota; Metazoa; Nematoda; Chromadorea; Rhabditida; Rhabditidae. The record is from RefSeq and is a predicted model, not a curated record.